Molecule: messenger RNA, 1023 nt
Organism: Penicillium lagena
Lineage: Eukaryota; Fungi; Ascomycota; Eurotiomycetes; Eurotiales; Aspergillaceae
Exons: 4
Coding region: 1-1023 (340 amino acids)
Source: RefSeq, a predicted model, not a curated record
AUGUCUGCCUCGAUGGAUCUGGCCACGACACCGGGAAUGCAGCCGCCGGCCGGCCAGACACCGCAGUUCCAGGCGCCUUGGAACUCGCUGCAAAUAGGGACGGUGGUCGCCUGGGGCAUCACCUACUUUAUCGCUACACUCUUUCUUGGCCUGCGCUACUUCCAGUCCUUCAAACUGAUUAAAAAGAUUGAGCUCGACUUGGUCAUCAUCACGAUCUCCUACGGCGCGGCCUUGUUCUAUUUUAUAAGCAUGCUUAAGCGUCAGUCCCUGGCCCUGCUCCCUAAUACCUUGACUUACUUGGUAUGUCCCGCCAUAACCAAGAUGGCCAUCUUGUCUGUCUUGUUUCGCAUCAACCCGUCCAUUCCCUAUCGAUGCGCGGUUGUCGCAGUCGGCGUUGCGAUCUUUGGCUAUACCUUGACCUUAUGCGUCAUCACCGGGGGGCCAUGUAAUCCGCUCAAAACGGGGACCACCCAGUGUCUGGAAAACGUCGCUCUGGCCCAGGCAGCCCUAAAUAUCGCAUCUGAUUUUGCCGUCGUCCUCUUGCCCAUCCCCACGAUUGUGAAUCUCCACUUUUCGCUGAAACAGAAACUCACCGUCGGCAGCCUCCUGGCUCUGGGAUCUGGUGUCGUUGUCUGCUCAAUAGCCCGCUUACCAUAUGUCCUCCGUCUCGAAAAGACCCCCGACACAACCUAUACCGAAGCUAUUCUCGGUGUGUGGUCCCUAGUAGAGGUCAACCUCGGCAUCAUCUGCGCCUGCGCAAUGCGGUUCAAGCGGCUGAUUGCGACAUACCUGCCGCGCCUAUCACUGUUCUCGUCGCACACGCACAGUAGUGGGAAAAUGACGUAUGAAUCAUUCAACAGAUUUCAGCCCGCAGACCGGAAAGGCCAGCAUACAUACCAGCUCCACAGCGUUCAGAACGGCAGCGCAGAUCCGUUUUCCGGCGGCAAUGACAUCUCCGUCAGCCGCUCGUACAAGGUGAAUGUAGAAGGGGACGGUGAAAGUAUGGAAACUAUUCUGCGUUGA